Messenger RNA from Arxiozyma heterogenica, 291 nucleotides. RefSeq names its product Fmc1p (gene FMC1). The transcript has a single exon. Gene Ontology annotation, cellular component: mitochondrial matrix. The coding region runs from base 1 to 291 and encodes 96 amino acids. Gene Ontology annotation, biological process: mitochondrial proton-transporting ATP synthase complex assembly. The record is from RefSeq and is a predicted model, not a curated record. NCBI's taxonomy places the organism in Eukaryota, Fungi, Ascomycota, Saccharomycetes, Saccharomycetales, Saccharomycetaceae.
AUGAUGAGCUCAACAGUAAUUCAAGAAUAUAGAUAUAUCCUUAGACUUUUACUAUUGAACAAAAGACUAUCAUUAUCAGAAUUGCGAAACGUUAGAAAAUACUAUAUAGCUACGAAAAAAUAUCAAAAUCCAGUAAUAUGUAACAAUAUGCUACAUAGUGUCAGAAUAUUCCUUUCUAACGAGACAGAAUAUAGACGGUUAAUGGAUCUAUAUAAUCCACUGAAUCAAUUAACUAAACGCGAACGAAUUUCUAAGACAGCUAACCAUGUCGGUUUGAAAGUUCCUGAAUAA